AUGUAUUCGAAAAACACCAUACUGUAUUUUUGCGUCACAUUGUACUUUUUGCAAUGUCAGAGUAAUGAAGUCCAUCGUCAAAAAAUAGAAGAUAUAGUCAAUGAACAUUACAAGCAAGGUAGCUUUGGCUACGAAAACUUCAUAAGUGUUAUUGACGAAGUAAAGAAGGCAACGGGCGCAGCGGUAGAAUUCCCCAGUCUCGUUGAAAUGGAAAUGGCAUUAGAAAGCCGUACAUUUCUAGGCAAUGUUUUGCACAUUACCCAAGGAAAUGAUGUUGACGGUGAAAUAAUGGGAUUGUUGAGAAAAAAAUUCAAAUUAUGUGAACUAAAACCAUAUGGCAUAAACUUUGACAAUUUACGUGACAUUAUUAUCAAAGCAAGACUGGCAAAGCGUGUAGAUAAUUCCACUGAUGUAAAGGGUCAAUUGAGAACGGAUUUAUUCAAAUGCGUUGUUCGUGCUUUGAACAAAAAUCAAAUCAUUGCCGGUCAUUUGAUAGCUCAAUAG
This is a messenger RNA of Adelges cooleyi (spruce gall adelgid), 504 nucleotides long. RefSeq lists its product as uncharacterized. Lineage: Eukaryota; Metazoa; Arthropoda; Insecta; Hemiptera; Adelgidae. The transcript is spliced from 6 exons. The record is from RefSeq and is a predicted model, not a curated record. Bases 1 to 504 code for a protein of 167 amino acids.